Yamadazyma tenuis ATCC 10573 is the source of this 635-nucleotide messenger RNA. NCBI's taxonomy places the organism in Eukaryota, Fungi, Ascomycota, Pichiomycetes, Serinales, Debaryomycetaceae. The record is from RefSeq and is a predicted model, not a curated record.
AUUUGUUCGAGCGGUAUCAAGAGAAUUUUUAACUACUGAAAAUUUUUUAUAAUCUCAAAGUAUUGAUUAUUCAACUUUUAAUUAACUACUAAAAAUGGCUGAAUCUCAUAGAUUAUACGUUAAAGGUAAACACUUGUCUUACCAACGUUCAAAGAGAGUCAACAACCCUAACGUUUCGUUGCUCCAAAUAGAAGGUGUUGCUAACCCAGCUGAUGCCAAGUUCUACUUGGGUAAGCGUGUUGCCUAUGUCUACAGAGCCUCUAAGGAAAUCAGAGGAUCCAAGAUCAGAGUCAUCUGGGGUAAGGUUACCAGAACCCACGGAAACAGUGGUGUCGUUAGAGCCAACUUCAAGAAGAACUUGCCACCAAAGACCUUCGGAGCUUCUGUUAGAAUCAUGUUAUAUCCAUCCAACAUCUAAUUCAGUUGACAGUUGUUUCGGCUACUUAUUUAAAGGAAAUUAACGCUUAUAAAUAUAAUUAUCAUAAAGAAGAAAGGUGUGUUUAUAAGUUGUGGAAUCUAUAUAAAUAACUUAAUAAAACGUCUUUAAUGUACCUUUAUUAAGUUGGAUUCCCGCUUGUUGGCCGUUUGGUUUUCUUUUUAUGUAUAUUAAUAAUAACAUCAUUGUAUUAGUGAAG